Truncatella angustata is the source of this 1458-nucleotide messenger RNA. Its product is annotated as P-loop containing nucleoside triphosphate hydrolase protein. Lineage: Eukaryota; Fungi; Ascomycota; Sordariomycetes; Amphisphaeriales; Sporocadaceae. The coding region runs from base 305 to 1390 and encodes 361 amino acids. The record is from RefSeq and is a predicted model, not a curated record. The transcript has 4 exons.
GGCGAAUAGCUUGGUAGUCAAGCGCUAUGUAACCGGUACAUGGCGAAAACUCAUUCCCUAUUGAAAAGUGACUUUCUUGCAUGCCUGGUUGUUGCAGACAGUCACGAUGGCCGCUUUCCUUUUAAACGUUUUGGAUUCAGCUUUUGAACUUUCUUGAUUAUCUCUUUUGCAUUUUCCCCUGAGACUAUACAGAUCAGCAAAGUCACUUUGACGUUAACUAAGAACAAUAAUUGUCAACAAACUUUGACGUAUUGAUCCUUAACAUCAUUAAUAUUAACCACUUCCUUCUUCCCAACUACACGACAUGAUGUCUUCGAAACCCAUUUUCGUGGCAACUCACCCGAGAGCGUGCUCUACGGCGUUUGAGCGAGUGUUCAUGACUCGUCGGGAUAUGACUUGUGCCCAUGAACCUUUUGGUGAUGCCUACUACUAUGGCCCUGAGAGACUUCACGACAGAUAUGAGGCCGAGGACAAGAGACUCUCGAGUGGUUUCUCAAAGACCACCUACCAAGAUGUCCUGAACAGACUUGACGAGGACGGCAGUGACGGCAAGCGAGUUUUCAUCAAAGAUAUGGCAUAUUACCUGAUGUCACCAGACGGAAAGCCCACAACAUUGGCUCCCUCUGUCUGCAGUAAUCAGGCGAACGGCCAGGCCAAUGGUGAGGUCUCUAACGGCAUUAAGAAGGGUGUUGGCACGACCGAGCCUGGUAACCCCACGGUGCUUCCUCUCGAUGUUCUGAAGAAGUACCACUUCACUUUCCUCAUCCGUCACCCCAGACGCGGAAUUCCGUCGUUCUUCCGUUGCACAAUCCCACCACUAGACGAGGUUACGGGCUGGGGCAAGUUCAAUGCCAACGAGGCAGGCUAUGUCGAGCUUCGUACCAUGUUCGACUACCUCAGGGCACAAGGUCUUGUUGGACCUCACAUGGCUGAAGCCGCUGAGGACCCUGCAAAGAGCCAAGCGAAUGGCACCAACGGACACGCCAACGGCCACAGCAAUGGUCAUAAGCCAGACGAGGUCACCAUCACAGUCAUCGAUGCUGACGACCUCCUUGAUCAUCCCAAGGAGAUCAUCGAGGCCUUCUGCAAGGAGACUGGAGUGCCUUUCACACCCGACAUGCUGAACUGGGACGACCCAGAGAACCAACAGCACGUUGAGGAGGCUUUUGCCAAGUGGAAUGGCUGGCACAAUGAUGCCAUCAAGAGCAAGAACCUCUCACCGAGGACACAUGCUCACAAAUCGGUCUCGGAAGAAACCGAAGACGAACAGUGGCGUGAGAAAUAUGGUGAGGAAGGAGCGAAGGAGAUUCGUGCAUGCGUGAACGAGAACGUUCCGCACUACGAGUACUUGAAGCAGUUUGCGAUCAAGGUUGAGAACUUGGGCGUUUAAUGUGUUGUUGGUUGCAUUCUAUAGCGUAUGAUACAUUUUUUGGCGUACAAUAAAGUACAGAAUAUCUC